AUGACAUGUCAUAAUAGUAAUUGUAUACCAUGGUCAACAUUAUUAGAAUGUGACAAGGUAAAAGAAGAAAUGUUGACAAAAGGAAUAGGAAUUAGAUCAAAAGGAUAUAAAGAAUAUAUUAAACCAUACAAGAAAAAGUUGAAGUACUUUAUCAAUUCAUUGGCAGAGGCAAUUGAAUCAAAAGAGAUUGCUGAACGUAAACUAUACUCGAUGAAGGAUUUGUAUCGAUUGACAACUGUCUAUGCUGACAAGGACUGUCAUGAUGACGAUGGACUCAAUCGAUAUGUGUGUAGGUUUUGUGACCCUGCACCUCUGCAUUCUGGCAAUCCAACACAAUACUUUUCAUUUUGGGAGGGCGAGCAGGAAUGGAAGCUUGGAGGUGACCACAAUCGAUACUCUUACGAGGUGUGUGUCAUUAAACUAUUGUGGCGAAGAAACAAAAUGGCAAAUAUAUUGGCAUUGAUUCAACGUGGUGGAGAUCUUGAUCUAAUGGACAAUCUUCAUGAUUUUUGUGGUGGUUAUGGACUGUACAAUACAAUGCACGAGUGUCUAAGGAUGUAUAUAUUUGUUAACCUUUAUAUUGCUGCUGGUACUGUCAAUCAACAAAGACUCAAUCCUAAAACGAAACGAUUGGAAUACCCAAAACAUACAAGUGACACUUCUGAAAAAUUGAUAGAGUUUGAUAUCUUUGCACCAUACCUAGAACCCAAACAAAGUCGGUACAUGUCAACUCUACUCACAGAUGAUUAUCAUCAAGAAAAUAAUAUCUCCAAAUUGGCAUUUAAAAUGAUUUACAAUUAUAGUAUGAUGGCAAGAGAAUGGGGUAAACCAAAAGAUUGGUAUACCGAAAUUAAAAUUGCUCUUGCUCAUAAUGAUUUUAGUUUUAGAUUCUUAAUUCCUCUUUAUUGGCAACAUGAUGAUGAAAAUGAAAAUGAAGAUUAA
Cavenderia fasciculata is the source of this 942-nucleotide messenger RNA. RefSeq lists its product as uncharacterized. The record is from RefSeq and is a predicted model, not a curated record. The transcript has a single exon. Bases 1 to 942 code for a protein of 313 amino acids. Lineage: Eukaryota; Evosea; Eumycetozoa; Acytosteliales; Cavenderiaceae.